AAUUUUUAGGUUAUGUUGACGAGUCGAAUUAACCUCAAAAAUGUCUCGGUUUUUUAGAACGUUUUCGGCAAUUCGCCCUGUUCUGUUUAAAACGAACCCUAUUAUAGAUUUAAAGCCCUUUACAAUCAUAAAUACAACCGUUUUGUAUCGUCCAAAUUCAACGUUAAUACCCAAAGUGAAGCCCCAACUUGUUCAAGGUAUUCAAGAUAAAAUCUCUUCGUUACAACUGAAAAAACGCCCGGCACGAAAAAAGCGAACCCUCGAAGAAGAAGACCUUAAAAUUAAAACCCCCGGUUUUUUUGACGUGACCGCAUUCUCCACCGCUGAUGAGUACAACCUAGAAAAAUUACUUUCCGGCUUAAAACAAGAAGAUUUAUACGAACCGAAAUUCGUGGAUAACACCGAUGUAGUUCAUGCGGUUGCUAAAUAUCAAGUUGGGGAUGAACCCCGAGAGUUAUUUUUUUUCCGGGAGGGCACCAUUGUUAUGUGGAACAUAUCCGAAUUAGAAAUCGAAAAUAUUUUAAACUUUAUUAAAACCUUCGAAACGGACGCUUAUUCCGAGAGUUUAAUCCAAAACGAAGCUGAGUAUAUGAAUUAUAGAUGUCAAAAUGACAGAAAACCGUCAUUAACUUCAAACGGAGAAAUUUUAAUCCCCCCGGAAGAUAAUACACUAGAAAAAUACACCUUUUCAAACGCAAUGGCUCUCUCGGUUAAAUUAGGCUGUUGGGAGGCUUCGUUACAACGUUACAUAGACACAAUCGAGUUCGUUACGGACGAUUUAAAAUUCGGUAGGAAAAUCAAAAUGAGUCAAGAUGAUGUAUUGAGAAAACACGGGGAAUUAUUUGCGCUACGUCAUGUGAUUAAUCUAAGCUCGGAUUUAUUGGAUACCCCCGAUUUUUAUUGGGACCAAGAUCAAUUGGAGGUGCUUUAUUCUCAUGUUUGCGGUUAUUUUAGUAUCGCGAAGCGUACGCGGGUGAUGAACGAAAAAAUUAAUCAUUGCGUUGAACUUAUCGAGUUGUUAUCGUCGCAUUUAAGUGAUAAACAUCACGUACGAUUGGAAUGGAUGAUUAUUGUUUUGAUUAUGGUUGAGGUUGGGUUCGAAACUUUGCAUUAUGUUGAACGAUAUUUGCAUUGAAGUGUUUUGGGUGCAAUCUCUUAAUUAAGAAUUAAAUUAGUGUUUUUGAGAAAAAUUUUAAAAUAAUUUUAGUGGAUAAAUAAUCUUUGCUUAUAAUAAUU
Molecule: messenger RNA, 1236 nt
Organism: Onthophagus taurus
Lineage: Eukaryota; Metazoa; Arthropoda; Insecta; Coleoptera; Scarabaeidae
Product: required for meiotic nuclear division protein 1 homolog
Biological process (GO): positive regulation of mitochondrial translation
Source: RefSeq, a predicted model, not a curated record